CACCGCUCCCCAUCCUUACGGGGUACUUCAGCCUCGGUACAUACUUUACUGACUGCCAGCUACAUGGACGUCGACUAAACCGAUACUCUACUAUGCCAGCACAGUCUAAGCCUGUACAACAGCUGACCCCGUUUGGGUACGCUCUCGCGGGGGCGCUGGGAGGGUGUUUCAGUACUGCGGUUGUGUAUCCGCUAGAUGUGGCAAAGACGCGCAUACAGGCUACGAACGCGGACGCGAAGGGCAAGGGCAAGCGCGAUGACUUGUCCAUGUACUCCGUGCUCCUCCGCGUCCUGAAGGAGGAGGGCAUAUGGGGCUGGUAUAGGGGCUUCGCGGCGACCAUGAUUAACACAUUCUCUAUGCAAUACGCCUAUUUCUUCUUCUACUCGCUUGUACGGAGCUCAUACAUCAAGCGACUAACAGCCAAACUCCCCGCGGGAUCGAAAGCCCCCCAACUUUCAACAGCCGCAGAGCUUAUCCUCGGAGCGGUCGCGGGCGCGCUCGCCCAAAUAUUCACGAUCCCCGUCUCAGUUAUUGCGACUCGACAGCAGAUCGGACGGUCUUUCCAGUUCAGCUCGAAAGCACCGUCCAACACCCCAUCAGAGCCCCUGACCGUUUUGCCUUCGGAACAGAAGGCGCCGUCAGACGAUGACUACGACGACUCGUUCCUCGGUGUUGCAAAGGAGAUCGUCAAGGAGGAGGGGGUUACGGGGUUGUGGUUGGGCUUGAGGCCCGGCCUGGUGCUUACCGUGAACCCGGCUAUCACAUACGGGAUGUUCGAGCGGAUCAAAAGCGCCGUGCUGCUCGCCAGAGAGAAGGCGGGCGCCGAGGCGAAGAUGACACCAGGUCUCAGCUUUGUUGUCGGUGCUCUGAGCAAGACGCUGGCGACAGUUGUCACAUAUCCUUACAUUAUGGCGAAAGUCCGUAUUCAGGCCCGGACAGCAGACGAGGAGACCGCUGUCGAGGAGCAUCACCUCCCCCCGCCACACAACAAGCCCCACCACUUGAAAGACCACCACCCGGGCGCCUUGGAUGUUCUCAUGCGUGUAUACCGGAAGCAAGGUCUCGUCGGCUGGUAUCAGGGGAUGAGCGCGCAGAUUAUCAAGGCUGUGCUGUCGCAGGCUUUGUUGUUCAUGUCGAAAGACCAGUUCGAGCAGUGGGCUCUGGCGAUCAUGAUUCUGUUUUACAGGCUUCGGAGGUCAUCAUAGUCUCGGAAGGUUGUGUAUUGUAUAUAUAUCUUGCUAGUCCUUGUGGAUAUGGACAGCUAAUGGAUGCUAUGACCCUGGACGCUCCGGAGAUGACGCUGAAUAAGCGCAAAUGCCGAUCUGCUCUGAGUACGUUGGCCAUGAAGAGGUCAAGAGCUUGCAGUAAUUCGUACUUGGAUAUCUGGAGGUGACCGUGACUUACCAUUUUGCAUAUGGAUUUUGGGGUCGAGCAGUUAUUACGGCUUCCACUGGACGAGCCCUUUUCCACCCAACUGUUCCAAGCUUGACGUCAGUCACCCCCUUACCGGUUUAUGUACGUAGCUCGUUACGUCUGCAACGG
Molecule: messenger RNA, 1542 nt
Organism: Gloeophyllum trabeum ATCC 11539
Lineage: Eukaryota; Fungi; Basidiomycota; Agaricomycetes; Gloeophyllales; Gloeophyllaceae
Product: mitochondrial carrier
Exons: 7
Coding region: 93-1205 (370 amino acids)
Biological process (GO): transmembrane transport
Source: RefSeq, a predicted model, not a curated record